AUGGAGGAACUCGAGCCAUGCUACUGGUCACAAGGCUUCCAAGACGAUCUUCUAUGCCACCUUCUCAACGACGACUCCCCGUUCCUUUUCGUCACUCCGGAAAUCUCGUCCGACGCUAACUCCAUCAACAAUUUCAUAUCUAGCAUCUACUCAGGCCCGACAAUAACCGAUAUUGAAACAGCAUUAUUGGCAUCGGAUAAUACGACUCCGGAUCUUUCCUCAUUAGCCAGGAUUUCAGAAAUGGAGAGUAGGGUUGAGAACAAGUAUAUAUUGAAGAUUAAAAACAGUGGGAAUGUAAUGGCUGAUGAUGGUUAUAAAUGGAGAAAGUAUGGUCAGAAAUCUAUUAAGAACAGCUCUAACCCCAGAAGCUAUUACAAGUGCACAAACCCACGAUGUGGUGCGAAAAAGCAAGUCGAGCGAUCGAAUGAGGAUCCGGACACACUGAUCAUCACUUACGAAGGACUUCACCUUCAUUACAUGUACCCGUUAUUCGUAUUUGGUCAAUCAGAGAAUCCCGACCCGCCUACUAAAAAGUUUAGAAGGUUCAAUUUGGAAAGCCAUAAACGACCAACCGAAGAUACGGAUAAAAACGAACCAUCAACCAUGUUAAGAGAUCAUCAGAAAGAAUCCUCGGAAGUUGUAUUUUCUCCACAAGGAUUGCUUGAAGACAUGGUGCCGUUACUCAUUCGCAACCCUAUCAUCUACACCACAAAUUCAUCAAAUUCUUCUUCUUCGUCGUCGUCUCAUCAUCCGUCUCCACCGACUUCGCCUUCAUUUUCAUGGUCCCCGAAAUAUUAACUAAUCAUGCAUACUUUGAUUGUGUAAUAGAUGAUAUAUGAAUAAUUUUGCAUGAUAAACCGGGUU
Cynara cardunculus var. scolymus (artichoke) is the source of this 864-nucleotide messenger RNA. RefSeq names its product probable WRKY transcription factor 49. The record is from RefSeq and is a predicted model, not a curated record. The transcript is spliced from 3 exons. Gene Ontology annotation, biological process: regulation of DNA-templated transcription. NCBI's taxonomy places the organism in Eukaryota, Viridiplantae, Streptophyta, Magnoliopsida, Asterales, Asteraceae. Gene Ontology annotation, molecular function: DNA-binding transcription factor activity; sequence-specific DNA binding. Bases 1 to 798 code for a protein of 265 amino acids.